AUGACGGUUCUUCGCCCUAUCAGUGGAUUGGAUGUUGUUGGUGGUGGUGCUACGAGUGGAUGUUGUCGCUCAAAAUGUUCUUUUCCAUUGAAAGUUAUAGAACACAAGCCAUAUGAUCACAAGGCGGAUAUUUUUAGCUUUGGAGUUGUGUUAUUGGAGUUACUGACUGGAAAGCUUCCAUAUGAACACUUGACCCCAUUACAAGCAGCCGUCGGAGUUGCCCAAAAGGGCUUACGGCUGACCAUCCCAAUGAAUACUCCUCCCAAGCUUGCCGAGCUGCUCGAUAAAUGCUGGCAGCAAGAUCCAGUAUCAAGACCUGAUUUCUCAGAAAUCAUAGAGAUUCUGCAGGCAUUAGCCAAAGAGGUUGAUGACGGAGUGGAACGACACAAAUCAUCGGGAGGAUUUCUGUCCAUCCUGAGACGGGGGUCAUCACUAACCAAGGCAAGCAGAUGUUUUUUACCUAUCAAAAGGAAUUAGUGCAGUACAGGGAGUUCCCCAACCAUUUCACAU
Molecule: messenger RNA, 510 nt
Organism: Pyrus x bretschneideri (Chinese white pear)
Lineage: Eukaryota; Viridiplantae; Streptophyta; Magnoliopsida; Rosales; Rosaceae
Product: serine/threonine-protein kinase STY46-like
Exons: 6
Coding region: 1-477 (158 amino acids)
Biological process (GO): protein phosphorylation
Molecular function (GO): ATP binding; protein kinase activity
Source: RefSeq, a predicted model, not a curated record